AAGUGGUAAAUUGCUCUCCCUUGCAGCUUUUUUGGAAAAGCAGGGGCUGUAUUUGUUUGAGGAAAUGUAUAUGUCUUUGUGCUAUCUUCCUGUUUUAAAUGCAGUUAAGCAAAGUUGGGGAUGGCGAGCAUACGGAUUUCGUAAGCGACAUGACUACAUUACCACACGGAUCAAGCUCAGCCAAUCAGAUCGGCAGUAUCUGGACUAGUGAAGAAACUCACUGUCUGAUUGGCCUAUGGAACAACAACAGAGUUCUACAAGAACUAGAACCAAGAUGGAACAAAAAGGGAUAUGAACUUCUGAGCCGAAGGCUGCGGAAAGCGGGUUACAACCGGACUGCAGCACAAGUGAACUCUAAGGUCAAGGCCCUGAAGUGCCGUUACCGCAAGCACAAGGAGACAGUAACCAAUAGUGGACCCGGGAAAAGUGACUGGGAGUUCUUUGAGGAGCUGGACUCCUUCUUGGGUGAUGCCUCCAGCACUGAUCGUCUAUUGGACACUAGGACAGGGGAGGAUGAAGAUGGAGAGGGUGAAGUUGGGGAAGACGAGGAUGUGGAUUUUGUUAGUGACACGGCUACAUCACCACAUGGACCAAUCCCAGCCAUCCUGAACAAAUCCAAUCAGUUUGGCAGUAUCUGGACAAGGAAAGAGACGCGCUGUUUGAUUGGCCUAUGGAACAACGACAGGGUUCUACGUGAACUAGAACGGACACAUUGCAGAAAGGGAUAUGAACUGCUCUCCAGACAGCUGCAAGAAGCAGGUUACAACCGGACUGCAGCACAAGUGAAAUCUAAGGUCAAGGCCAUGAAGCACCGUUACCGCAGGCACAAAGAGACAGCCGGGAAAAGUGACUGGGAGUUCUUUGAGGAGCUGGACUCCUUCUUGGGCAAUGUCUCCAGACCUGACCAUCGACUGGACACCAGGACAGUGGAGGAUGAAGGUAGGACUAAAUCUAAUUAAUAUAAAGAAUACUACAUUUUUAAAAGCAGAGCCUCUUCACCGAGGUUAUAUUUUAGGGCUGUAUACAGUGUUUUUCAGUAACAAGUGUUUUUAGAACAAGUUAAAUUGCCCAUGUAUUUAUUUUAAGUAACGCAUAUUCUCAAAGCCCCUAUGGUGUGCUUUUCAGUAUUAAGUGUUCCUAAAACCACCAUGUAGUGCUGAAACCCAUACAUUGCUUUUCUCUAAAAGUGUUAUCAAAAUCCCCUUAUAGUGCUUUUCAGUAAAGAAUAUUCUCAAAACCCCCAUACAGUGCUUUUUAUU
Branchiostoma belcheri (Belcher's lancelet) is the source of this 1259-nucleotide messenger RNA. RefSeq lists its product as uncharacterized. Gene Ontology annotation, cellular component: nuclear body. The transcript is spliced from 2 exons. The record is from RefSeq and is a predicted model, not a curated record. Bases 99 to 959 code for a protein of 286 amino acids. Gene Ontology annotation, biological process: positive regulation of DNA-templated transcription. NCBI's taxonomy places the organism in Eukaryota, Metazoa, Chordata, Leptocardii, Amphioxiformes, Branchiostomatidae.